GUGUUUUUUAUAUAAAAUAUAUUUCACAUGUAGGACACACCAGCCGCCACUAGGUGUCAGCAAUAAACUGAAGAAUGACAGAAAAUGAACAAUUUGUUGCAACUGAGCAGUGGAUGUCAGAGUUGAGAGGUUAGAAACUGGAGGCGGGCACCAAGAGGAGAGGUAGGUCUGGACUCUGGAUCGUGAUCGUGCUAAAUGAAAUUAAGUUAAUAAAAUCGCCCAUAGCAAGUAAUGAUCCAGCUGGAUCGAAAUCCUAGGAGUGAAGUGCCUUCCUGCCUCCGGAGUGCGGAUUAGGCUCUGUAAUGCUCGUCAGAGAGGCACUCCUUCCUGGCAGCCUGCAGAGUGGGUGGGGGACACAUGCUUGUUAGUAACUGCAGGAAAGAGCUGGCGAUAUUUAUUCUGUACGUUCCAUGGAACCUAUUAAUAAGGGCAUCCUAUCCGGCUGCAUGUACCUACCGAGGGUUAAAGUGCAGAGCCGAUCACUUGGAGCCUGGGCUUUGUGCAUUCCGUAUUUCAUACAUAUUUGGAAUGGGAAUGAGAAUGUUAACACAUUCGUGCACAGUUCUGUAUGUCAGCUAUUUGGUGAUUAGUGCUGAAUGUAUAAUAAAUUUGAGGAAGUCCAGCUAUUUUGUAAUCUGCCAAUAAAUUGGCACUGGCAGCAUUGGGGUUUGUAUACCCGCUAGUUAACGUGUUUUUACAGCUAAUGGUCUACAUAAGGUACAUUUACACAGUAUGUGCAAUGUCCCUAUGGCUACUGGAAGCAAAUGUAUAUUCUCAUGUUUUUUCAUCAUGUAACUGUGAAACUGAACGUAAAAGCACCAUGACAACAUAAUCGUAUUGUAUGAUGUCAAUACAGUCUGUUCCCAUUUACUUGUAACUUGCAGUGAUUGGUUAAAAUGCUGUGGCUACAAUCUCGACUGUUUUCAUAAUUACAUCAAUGGGAGAAUCCACCUGGUUUUAGAAGUAUAGAUUUGGAUUGAGCCAUUGAGUGACACAUCAGGGAAGAUUUAUCGAAGUGUUCUGUGCUAAAGUGGUGCAAAAUGUAAAACAGGAGAAGUCCCCAUUGGAAUGUGCCGAAUUGUUUACAUGGUGUCUAUCCCAGUUUUAGCACUUAAAGGAACACAAUAGGGUCAGUAACACAAACCUGUAUUCCUGAGCCUAUGGUGUUAAAACUACCACCCCCGCUGACUCUCCACCUUGCCUUCCUAAAUAUAGUAAAAAUUUACUUGUAUUUAAGUCUGCAGCUGCUGCCUCUGCCCCUGAUCUGCCUGCUUAGCCGACAUCAUCAGAAGUAAUUUUGUAAGCCAAUCACAAUGCUUUCCCAUAGGAUUGGCUGAGACUGUCAAGAAGGCAGAUCAGGUGCAGAGCCAGCACAAGUCAAACACAGUCCUGGCCAAUCAGAAUCUCCUCCUAGAGAUGCAUUAAAUCAAUGCAUCUCUAUGAGGAAAUUUCAGUGUCUCCAUGCAGAGAGUGAAUACACUGAAUUGCAGUACUGCACAGUGUGCAGCACUGCCCAAUGAAGCACCUCUAGCAGCCGUCUGAGGAGUGUCCAGUGGAGAUAUCACUAGGCUGUAAUGUAAACACUGCAUUUUCUCUGAAAAGACCGUUUUUACUGCAAAAAAAGGACACUCCAGGCACCCAGACUACUUCUGCCCAUUGGAGUGGUCUGGGUGCCAACUCCUAUCACCCUUAACCCUGCAAGUAUAAUUAUUGCAGUUUUUAUAAACUGAAGUAAUUGCCUUGUAGGGUUAAGUCCUCCUUUAGAGGGACUUUUGUGUUCUUUACCUCCAACGUCGCUGUAAUCCCCAUAGGAAAGCAUUGAAUAGUGAUUUCCUAUGGGGAGAUCUAAUGCACGUGCGUGGUCAUUGCACCGCAUGCGCAUUAGUACUCCCUCUCCGUCUGGUGUCGGCGAGGGAGGAGCGAUGGUGGAGCCUGACCCAGCGCCGAGGGAUAUGGAUUCAGGUAAGUCACAGCAACAUGGGAUGAGGAGUGGGAGGGAGAGGGGCACUGCAGAGUUCUGCAGUGCUAGGAAAAAGGAUAUGUUUUCCUGGCACUGGAGAGUGCCUUUAACCCCUUAAGGAUACAUGACAUGUGUGACGUCAUGAUUCCCUUUUAUUCCAGAAGUUUGGUCCUUAAGGGGUUGAGGGAAUGAUUCUACUCACCAGAACAAAUACCAUAAGCUGUAACUGUUCUGGAGACUAUAUAGGGUCCCUUUAAAUUUGGAUUUUCCCAGAAUCCCACCUCUAAACACGACCAAAGUAAACAGGUUCCAGACAUUAUAAUAACGGCAAUAGAUGUCUGUGCCAGUGAUGCUAUAAUUGAGAAUUUAAGUAGGAGAAGCCUUUAAUUAACCAUACAAAUUAAAAAGCAGGCUUUUUUUCCCCCCCACAGAAACCUUCCCAGUGCGAUUCUCAGUUUACCGAGACUGCUGCCUGGUAAUACAAUAUCUUAUUUUAUUUCAGUGCCAAUUUUUUCCACUUGUAAUGUUCGUUUUUACAGUUAUGCUUCCAAUUUGGCGACUUUGACCUUCAAUUUUAAAUUGUUACAUACGUGAAUAGCCCUGUGUGUUUUGAGGUCAAACGUCUUUUCUUUUUAGAAUGUUUAACUUGUGUCUGAUUAUUUCAACUCUGUGAAGAAGCCAUUCUUGUCCAUAUUGCCAUGUAGAAAACAAUGUUGUACUACUACAGUUAAAUCCUGUAGAUGGCAGCAGAUGACUAGACAAUUACAAUGAUAAAGUGACUUGCUGCCAUGUCUUUAUUUGUGGAAAACAACCAAUCAACAUGUGUAAAGACCACAUUUGAUGUAAUUAUUAUGCAAACUAGUGUCAAACUAACUUAGCAAGGGAAUAUUCACACUAGUACUUUGAAUGAAAACGGUUUAUAUUAGAAGUAUGUGUUCAGAAAGAAGAGUAACUAGUAUAGUAUGAAAACUCUAAAAACAGACUUAAAGCAGGUAAAUCCCUUUAACGAAGCACAAAGAGUUUUGUAUUGGUUACUGCAACGCAUUCAGUAAGGACAAUGUAUUGGAUAACCUAUCAUAAAGGGACACUAUAGUCACCCAGACCACUUCAGCUCCAUGAAGUGGUCUGGGUGUCAGGUCCCUCUAGGGUUAACCCUGCCUGAUGUAAACAUAGCAGUUUCUCAGAAACUGCUAUGUUUACAUCUGGGGUUAAGCCAGCCUCUAGUGGCUGUCUUCCACUAGAGGUGCAAUGCAAUGAUUGAAGCAUAUUAUGCCUCAAUCACGCAGAGCGUCCAUAGGAAAGCGUUGAUAAAUGCUUUCCUACGGACACUUUGAAUGCGUGCGCGGCAUUUGGCGCCGGUGACGUCAGACAAGGAUGCUCACGUCGGCGGGGGAAAAGGGUGAGUAGCUGAAAGGGUUUUAACACUAUAGAACCCUGGGGGUGCCCCCACACUUCAGCGCCCUGGGAGGGGGACACUGAGGGUGGGGGCACCCCCAGGGUACUAUAGUGUAAUAAUAAGCCUGGUUAGUCAUAUUUUUUUGAUUCAUAUUCUUCCUCUCCACUCAUAGAAGGCUGAGGAAUUUCCUUUAGUGGCGUUUUUUUACUUUUUAUUAACAUUUUUCAAUUUAGAAAAUUGGGCAGACUAGAUGGGCCGAAUGGUUCUUAUCUUCCGUCACAUUCUAUGUUUCUAUGUGGUGCAUGGGAAAAUCUCUAGGCUUCAAAAUGCAAUUUCAGGACUGUUGGCACGUAUGAUAUGCUAAAUCUAAUUCUCACCAUUGAAUAUUGUUGGGGUGUCUAUUGAAUGUUUAGGCACACUGAAAAAGCAGAGAAAGGAUCCCCUUGCAUACAAAGUUCCAGAAAACUUAUUUGGAGGGUAAGAUGCAUUGCAAUGUGGAGAAGUAGUGGCCAGUUGGUGGUUAACAAAUGUCUCCAUGGUUUCUAGGCCAGAUAACAUUCUGUUUUUUAGGCUCAGAGAUACAGUCAUAGAGUUCUAUGUAAAAUGUUUCAAAUGCAGGUUAUGAGACUUAAUACUAUUCUGAAUCUUCUGGUUUUCUCUCAUUCCCCAGAAUCAUGGCCAUUGACUGGAUAGGAUUUGGCUAUGCGGCCGUUUUGGCUUUUGGUGGUUUCCUGGGAUAUUCCCGUAAAGGUGAGUAAAUAAUGUCCUUAAACCCUGCAGUAUUGUGUGUGUGUGUAAUUGCAAAGAAUUGACAAGAGACUUUUAAAUUGUGGGUUUAAUUAAUGAAAAUCAAUCAUUUAGAACAACUUCAUUAGACUCUGCAAAAGACCUAUAAAAUAGCACGGGUAUCCGACUUGGGAGUUAACAACCCUGUUUAGCAUAAUAACCCCUGCAGUCCUUUUACAUGUAAUAAAUGUACACUUAUAUGGUAUGGUUCACUAAACAAAGGAUUGCGGAUAUAAAUUGGGGCAUUGUAGUGGAACUGAAAUAAUUAAUACAUUCUGCAGAUUUUUCAGCUUGUCUAUUUUGACCUUAAUAUUAUAUUUCUAUUGUUCUUUCUUUACAAUUCACAUUGUGGUGAAAAAAUCCAACAUUUGUCAUUUUAUUUAACCUUUCCAUGUAUAAUUACUGGUACGUGUCAUGUAACCCUGGUAUAUUACAUUUGGUUUUAUUGUUCUGGAUUUUAUUGUGAUUUUCUAUUGCAGGAAGUCUUGUGUCAUUGAUCACGGGUGUCUCUUUUGGCAUUGUUGCUGCUUACGGAGCGUAUUGUGUUUCAUCUAAUCCCAGUGACGUCAAGAUAUCUUUGAGUAAGUAAAUUAAAUUCCUACAGAUUUCAAGUUGUUGUGCAGUGUGUGAAACUCCUUGUGUUUUAUGGAUUAUGCACACAUUACGUGAAUUUCUCUCGUUUCCCGUUUCUUUACCAGCUCUAAAAUGUUUCUUACAAAAUUAGAUCCGGUACCUUUAGGAAAAUAUAUUUAGACCAAAUUAAACUAAUCAUUUUUAAUCUAUUUCUAUAAUUCCUAUAGGUACCAAACUUGAUAUACACAAGUUGCUCAUUCACUCUACAGUCACAGGAAAAUAAUACCAUGUUCACACAUGUUGGUACAUGUUGGUCUUGUAGCCAUGGCAACAAACAUGUAACACAGUAUCACGCAAAUGUGAAACGCCUGAGAAUUAAAGGGUCACUACAGCCUGGAAUCUACCUUAAUUAUUGUAAUAUAUUUGCAUGUUUUUAUGCUGUGAAAUAUUCUCAUGAAAAUUGUAGUUUCCAACAUUGGUUGCAAAAUAAAUGUAUAUUUUGUUUCUACAGUUGCAUCAAUUUCUCUGGCCACGAUUAUGGGCCUGAGAUAUAAUCGUUCCAGAAAACUAAUGCCUGCAGGAAUCAUUGCAGCGUUAAGGUAAGAAUGUUACAUUGCUCUCUCUCAAUGUUAUUUCUCAUGUGUCCAGCUCGCAGAACUUGGAUGCUGGCUCUUGGUGCGCAGGCUGUACUUGUGCCGAGCGGCAAGAGAAAUGUAUCUCCCUACUGCCACUCAAUGUUUAGUGAGGGAGCUUUCAACUGAUAAUUUGCUUGUUCAGCUCUAUCAAUUAAAAUAUAGAAGAGAAAAACUUAGUGUAAGAAAAAUACAGGCAGAAUUAAAGAUUGUCAUUUUACAGGGAUACCAAACUUGGAGAAGUGGUUUUGUUGUAUAGAUCAUACCUCUGCCGUCUCACUGCCCAAUUUAGGAGUUAAUUCAGCCCUAGAAACACCUUGCCUGGCCUCCAUGAAAAAAAGGUUUAAUUCUACAUCUUACUGCACAGUUUGUUUCCUUUAGAAGUUUAUAACUCCUGUUUUAAACUUUAAAGAACAGCAGUCACCAUAUUUUCAUUUCUCAUUUUUCUGAAAGAUCAUUAAAUUUAAUUAAACUUAAUUUUGUUUUUAAAUUAUGUAUAUUGAUUUUUUUGAGAACAUUUUACUUUUUAAUCCAGAUGAGUAGCUAUAUCUGGUCUGAGUAUGGUCUGACCAACUGUUGCUCAACAUGUCCUGGUAAGAUUAAAGUAGACUAUAACCCAACAUGUCUACUCAGCAGGAUACAAAAAAGUGAAAUUUCCUAAAAACAAAACAAUCUACAUUAUAUAAAAAACAAUAACAAUCUAGUUUUCUUAAAUAUAAUGAACAUUUGGGGGGAGGGGAAGAAAAAGUGAACAUGUGAUGACAGUUGUCGUUUAAACAAACAGAGCCUUCUGUAGGCUCUAGAAGAGAACAUACAGAGCAGGAGAUAAAAUAAAAAUUCAAAAAUUUUCAAACUUUAAUAAGAAAAGCUAAAAAAUUUAGACUUCUUCUUUUUCAGGAAGUAUGUAUGGACGUUGUGUGAGUCACAGCCACGUGAAGUAUGUAUGGGGCUGCAUAAACAAAGCGAUUUAACUCAAUUUCAGAGAAUUGAGAAGUGAGACUGCAGAUCCAUGAUCCAGACACCAAAACAACUUAAUGAAGCUAUAGUGUUUUGACAAAAAAAGUGCUCCUUUAAGUAAGUGAAGGUUGGUGGGUCUUUUUUUAAAACUAACUAGAGACCCAAAGUUGCCUAACAGAAUAUGUAACAGGGGGGAAUUGAUCUCAGUGCAAGAAUAUUAAAGGACCACUAUAGUCACCCAGACCACUUAAGCUCAAUGAAGUGGUGUGGGUGCCAGGUCCAUCUAGGGUUAACCCUGCAGCUGUAAACAUAGCAGUCUCCAGAGUUUACAUUAAGGUUAAUCUUUACAUUAGGGUUAACCCAGCCUCUAGUGGGUUAGAGACUUCCGCGCUUCUCAUUGUGAAAAUCAGUGAGAAGACGCUGACGUCCAUAGGAAAGCAUUGAGAAAUGCUUUCCUAUGGAUUGAUUGAAUGCGCGCACGGCUCUUGCGUCGGAAGAGGGAGAUUUCCCCAGCGCUGGAGAAAGGUAAGUGAUUAACCCCUUCCUCCCCCUUCAGCCCAGCGGGAGUGGGACCCUGAGGGUGGGGGGGGGGGGCUAUAGUGCCAGGAAACUGAGUUUGUUUUACUGGCACUGUAGAGGUCCUUUAAGUACCAUGUACAAGGAGAAAUUCAUGUACUAAAAUUGAAGCAUUCUCCAUGGGAGUCAAUGAUCUGAUUGUUUUGUUUUUAUAAAAUUUGAUCUAGAAUUGAUGCUUUGUAUUGAAAAUGAAUCUUUUUGUAUAUACAUACAUUUUCUUGUAUGUAAUAAUUUUGUACUCCAUUUCCUACAGCCUUUUCAUGGUGGUUAGACUUGGAAUGAGUCUUUUCUAAGACAGAAAUAUCUGAUGGAUAACAUGUCUGCAACCAAGUGUUUCCUGAUCUCUGGAUAAUGCAAUUAAUUUUUACCUUAAAUUUGCACUGAAUGUUUAAGGAUUUGACAGAUCUGUAAUGAUUUUGAACAUUUUGUAUUAGACUAAUUCUGUAUAAAAUAAUGAGAAGAAAUGUAUUUUGAAUUAAUAUAUCAACAUAUUAAGCCUUUACAUGCAAAACUGUAUCACCUAAGAUAGUAGUUGGCUCAGUCAAAGUAGGUUGGGUUUUCAAAUGAAUUUAGCUUGAAUAAAAGCACCAGGUAAAUAACUUUGGGCCAUCAAAGAACUAAACAAUUCCGAAUCUUUCUGCCUCGUUAGAGUUGUUUUUUUUCACUGUUUCAAGCACUUUUGACUAACGUAGGAUAGAUCUGUUUUGUGGAUGGCUGAUAGUGUGUUGUAAUAAAAGCCAGUGGGAUUAGAUGCCAACUUCAGUAACUAUCAAUCUGAGCACAGUGCCAACUACUAUAUUAAAUAUCUUCACCAUUGUGAUAAAACAGAACAAAAAAUGGCAUAAUAUAAUACAAAAUUGUAAAAUAAAUCCAAGGCUUUGCAAAAUAUAAUGACAUAUGUACACAAUACUAAGGCUUUCUGGUUUGUUUGUUUUUUACUUUUUUAUAUUUGUACAAAAUUUUAAGGGAUUAUUUUUCAGAGCAAUCUACAAUUUUACCUAAAUAAAAAUUUAUGUACAUGCACAAACCAAUAGCACGUAUAUUUCAUUUCUUUGCAUUUGAAAUGUAAACUAUUUUUGUUUUCGUAUUGCUAAAACCUUUUUGGGGAUAUUAGUAGACAUGUAGAGACAUGAAGAAUAAGUUGCACAUUUUCAUUUAUAUGUGUAAUUGUUUUGCGGAUCACACAUGAAUCGGUUAAUAAAAUCUACCUCGUACUGAAAAACGUUAAAGAUGAUAUUUGAUGACCCCAUGUUAAGAGCACAGUACCAUCUUGGCAAUCAGUGUUUUCCAUUUGCUAAUACAUUAACACCAAUUUUCUCAUCUACAUCUAAAUUUGUGUUUUCCUGUCUUGCAGUUUUUGUUAUGUUACAUCAUACUACAGCUAGCUGGUAUUUCAUAGUUCUGUGUAAUUGUGCCACCACAUUGGGGAUCUAGCUUUUAUUAUAUCAUGCACCAUUUGGUUUUUACAUAUUCUGGUGGCUCAGCUCUGCUUGUCAAGCUCUUUUAAGGACAAUAGAUUUAGCAAAGUGUGUUUAUUGUGGGUUUGUACUUGUUAU
This is a messenger RNA of Pelobates cultripes (western spadefoot toad), 8436 nucleotides long. Lineage: Eukaryota; Metazoa; Chordata; Amphibia; Anura; Pelobatidae. The record is from the annotation of a GenBank genome assembly.